CUUUCUCUAUUAGUUCUUAAAUCGGAGUGGCGGCCCUUUUUCUCUGCCUCUGCCAGAUUUGUAAAUUGUACCCAUCUCGAGUCCCUUUCUCCUCUUGUCGCCGCCGGAGACCCGUGUUAAGGCCGCGUUUUGUCCGAGGUGAGGAGGAGAAGGGAGGCGGUGGAACCUAGAAUACCGUGCCCUCCUCAAGCUCAUAGUUAUUUUAACCUUGAUCACUUCUCGACGACAAAUUCGUCUCUUUCUGUUGCUCCCUGCAUACUUCGCAGUUGUUACAGAUCGGGGUCGCCUCGGACGGAGGCGGAAUUUGGUCUUCGUCCGGUGAAUAAAGCUUAACCGUGAUCUGUGUGCGUCGAUCGGCCGGUUUAUCCGUAGAGGAACGAAGGGGGCUAUGUGGAAGAGAAAGGACGGCGGGUAGUGAAGGAGUAUGGGAGUGAUUGGGCCUUCGGUUAUCAGUGAUGACGAUGUACAUUGCUCGCGAGGCUUCCAAGCUAUGGAGAAAGAUUUGCAUGGAAACGGCUGUGGAGCUUCAACUUCUUAUGGAGAAGUGGAAACUUCUACUUGCAGGACUCAUUUUCCAGUAUAUUCAUGGGCUAGCUGCACGAGGAGUUCAUUAUCUACAUCAACCUGGUCCGACUCUUCAAGAUCUUGGGUUUAUGCUCCUUCCGGAACUUGGCAAAGAACGUGGCCACCUCAGUGAAAGUCUAUUCACUUUCAUUUUCUUGUCUUUUGUAGUGUGGACUUUUCAUCCGUUUGUUUAUCAUAGCAAGCGCUUCUACACUGUUCUGCUCUGGCUAAGGGUUUUAGCUUGCCUUGCUGCUUGUCAAGCAUUAAGGAUCAUUACAUUCUAUUCUACUCAACUUCCUGGUCCUAACUAUCAUUGUCGUGAGGGGUCAAAGCUUGCCAGGCUGCCCCCACCAGAGACCAUUGCCGAAGUGCUACUGAUUAACUUUCCUCGUGGAAUUCUAUUUGGCUGUGGCGAUCUCAUAUUUUCAUCCCAUAUGAUAUUUACACUUGUUUUUGUACUUGCAUACCAUAAAUAUGGAUCUAAAAGGUUUAUGAAGUUCGUUGCUUGGGUUGUUGCUAUUAUUCAGAGUUUGCUUAUAGUUGCUUCUCGCAAACAUUACACUGUAGACGUAGUUGUUGCAUGGUAUACUGUAAAUUUAGUGGUAUUCUUCGUUGACAAGAAACUACCAGAAAUGCCUGAACGUUCUAGUGCCCAACCAUUACUACCAUUGAGUGCUAAAGCCAAAGAUGAAAAAUCCAGAGAAGAGCACCACAAACUAUUGAAUGGAAAUAUAGGGGAUACUGCUGAUCGGAGGCAGAGAUUGCAAAUGAAUGGCAAGCAUGGAGAGGAUACUAAUCACACUCAUUCCGAACCUUUAGUGAGCGGUGCUUAGAUGAUAUCUGAUAUCAAAAGCUGUCGCUGCGCGUGCAGUACAUGGAAUACCAAGUCAUUGACAUGGAAAAUAGCCUAUACUUGUUCAGAUUAAAGCCCAUUGAGAAGUUCUAAGCAGUGGCCACAUCCCAUGUGUAACUUGGGCAUGCUACUUUCUAGCUCCUUGCAUCAAGAAUGCUCAUGUGUAUUAUGUCCUUUAUCUUCAAUUCUUCAUCCUUAAGUAAAAGAAAAUAUUUGAUCUCGUGCUGAUCGUGGCAGUUGCAUUUGCUGAGGGCUGAUGUGCCAUGUGCCUGAGAUCUUGUUUCAGGAUCUCUUCUCAUUGAAAUGUGCUAACAUACUUACAAUAAUUGCAAGGAAGAUUUUGGGUCAA
Molecule: messenger RNA, 1766 nt
Organism: Zingiber officinale
Lineage: Eukaryota; Viridiplantae; Streptophyta; Magnoliopsida; Zingiberales; Zingiberaceae
Product: phosphatidylinositol:ceramide inositolphosphotransferase-like
Exons: 13
Coding region: 456-1397 (313 amino acids)
Biological process (GO): ceramide biosynthetic process
Cellular component (GO): trans-Golgi network; endoplasmic reticulum membrane; Golgi membrane
Molecular function (GO): sphingomyelin synthase activity; inositol phosphoceramide synthase activity; ceramide cholinephosphotransferase activity
Source: RefSeq, a predicted model, not a curated record